AUGCUUAAAGUGAGAUAUGAGAACUUGAACGAUAUAAGGAAGGAUGAUGAAAUAUUAAAUAUUUGUUUUGUAGCACAUCCAUGUUAUUAUUCAGUGUUAGAUUUAGAAGAAAGGGAAUUAUUUAAUAAAAGAGUUUAUGAAAAUUUUUGUAAGUUUGCUGAAAGAGUUGAUAUAUAUGAUAAGAAUGAAUAUCUAAGUGUUUAUAGAAGACAUGAUAAAAAAUGUAGAGAAUUAUAUAUGCUAAAAAGUUGGGAGUUAUUAAAGAAUACAUAUAGAUAUAAAAUGCCUGUAAUAUUUAAAAAUUUAGAAUAUUUUGAUUUAUAUAAUAUGGAGAAGAUACGUUAUUAUUCAAUUAAUUAUAAUAAAAAAAAAGGAACAAAAGGAAAUAGUUAUGUGGUUCGAAAUAAGAAGAAACUAAAUAUGAUUGAGAAAGAAAAAUGUUUUAUUCUAGAUAAUCAUAUGAUAUAUUCUAUGACACCUGAGUAUAUAGCAAAAAGUAUUAGUAAAAAUAUAUUAUUGAAUAUGAAUUAUAUAAAGAAGGGAUGUAAAAAAUUAUUAAGUAUAAAAGAGUAUAAUAAAAAUAGUAAGAAUGACAAUAAAAUUAAUGAUAAUUUAUAUAAUAACAAAUUGGAUGAUGAUUAUUAUAAUGAUAAUAUGAAUUAUAAAGAUAAUAAUAUUUCUAAGAGAAAAAAAUUUUAUCCUAUUAAGAAAAAAAGAAAGAUAGAACCCAUUUUGAAUAGUAAUAAAAAGUUUUCUAUUGAGAGAAAAAAAAAAAUUUUAAUUUAUUUAGACCCUUUUGCUGGUGCAGGAGGGAAUUGUAAUCACAUGAAUGAUAUAUUUACAAUUGGAUGUGAUAUAAAUAUUUAUCGAAUAAAACAAUGUCAGCAUAACUGUAAGUUUUAUAAUAAGAAUGUGGAUUUUAUUUUAUGUGAUUUUUUUAAUCUUGUUACUCAUUUUAGAAAGGACACAAUCGAUGUUAUAUUUUUUAGUGUACCUUGGGGGGGACCAAAAUAUAAGAAUAAAAAAAAAUUUGAACUAGACACUGAAAUAAUAAAUAAUAUAAGUGUAUAUAAAUGUUUAGAAGUUUCUAUAGAACUAACUGAAAAUUUAAUUUUCUAUCUUCCAAGAAAUGUCUGUAUGAAGGAAUUAUAUUAUUUCUUUGAGUAUUAUAAAAAAUUAGUAACUAAUAAAAAAUAUAUGAAUUUAAAAAAUGAUGAUAUUUCUAUAUAUGAUAUAAAACAAAAAGAUAUGAACUUUAUAUGUAAUGAUAAAUAUUAUGAAAAUGGUAGUAAAUUACAAAAUAAUAAUAUGUUAUUAGAAUUAUAUAUAAAUCGAACUAGAUGUAAUUAUCAAAAAAAAGAUGAUAAUAGUUUAAAUAAUUUUUUUUAUUUUUUAAAUGAGAAAUGUGAUAUAUAUGAUAAUAAAUUUAUUUUUUCAAAUGUGCAAAAUAUUUUUCAUAUUAAUAUUGAUCAUUGUUAUAAUAUAUUUAAUUCUUUUAUGAGUGACAAAACAUCUAUUCAAAGAGAAACAUAUGGUGUACUUGAUGAAUCCUUACAUGAUAAUAUUAUAAAUAAUAGUAAUCAGGAUAUGAUUGAAAUAUAUGAUAAUAAUAAUAACAUAUAUAGUUUUGAUGAUGAUAAUAAUAAUAACAUAUAUAGUUUUGAUGAUGAUAAUAAUAAUAACAUAUAUAGUUUUGAUGAUGAUAAUAAUAAUAACAUAUAUAGUUUUGAUGAUGAUAAUAAUAAUAACAUAUAUAGUUAUGAUGAUAAUAAUAACAUAUAUAGUUUUAAUGAUAAUGUUGAGGAUGAAAAGAAAGAAAUAAAAGAAAAUAAAAAAUAUUCAAUUAAUUAUUAUAAUAAUGAUAUAGAUAGAAAUUAUUCUCCUAAUAAGAAAAAGAUGAAAAAGAAAAAUAUAUGGGCGUGGCAUAAUACAUGUAUGGUUUUAUAUCUUGGUAAUAUAUCUUCAAAUAUUAGAAAUCGAAAAAUUAUAAACAUUAAAGAUAUGUAUUAUAUUGAUAAGAAAUUAUCAAAUAUAUUAAUAGAUAUAGAAAUUGAUAAGAAUAAAUGUAAGCAAUUUUUUUUUUCCUAUCAUAAUUUUGUUAAUAGUCAAAAAAAGAAAGUUUUUUUUGAUAUCUAUCAAAAUAAUAACAACUUAUUUAAUAAUAUGUUUUAUAUUAAUAAAAAUGAGCUAAUAAUAAAAAAAAUAUAUUUAAUUAAGGAAAAAAACAUUUUAUAUAUAAAUAUUUUUAUUAUGAAAAAAUUAUUUAAUAUAAUUGAAAAAAUAAUAUUACUUUUUUUUAAUAAUAUAAAAAAUAUGAUAGGUUAUAACAAAAUAAGUUUCUUAAAUAAAAUAUGUAUACAAUUUCAAAAUGUAUAUUAUAAUAAAAUAUUAACACAAUAUAUUGAUAAAAAUGUUGAUAUUAAAAAAUAUGAAACUUAUAUUUAUAAGGAUGAUGAUAAGAAAAUACAUUUAUGUUAUAUACAUUUAUUUGAUUAUUUUAAUAUUAUAAUAAAAAAAAUUAUGAAAGAAUUUAUUUUGUUGUUUAGUAUAUAUUUAUAUGAUAUAUCAUAUAUGAAAUAUUAUUUUAGACACAAGAAUGUUGAUAUAGAAAAAAAAAAAAGAAAAAUUUUUUCUACACAAUGUUUAAAAAAAGUCCAUUAUAAUAUAAUAAGAAUAUUAUUUAAUUUCUUAUUAUAUAUGAAAAUAUAUUUAAAUAUUGUAUCUAAUAAUAUAAAAUUGGAGAAUUAUUUUGAUCAGCACUUUAUUUUAGAUAAUAUUAAUAUAGACAAUAUAACUAAUAACCUUUUAAAUAGAUUUUUUUUGAUAUAUUCUUUGAGAAAAGAAAAAAACACAAAUUAUAAUUUUAAAACAAAUAAUGUUGUUACGUCAUAUGUAGAUUACUUUAAAAACUUUAUAAAAUAUAUAAUCCAUAUAUCUAUUAAUUUAGAGUUAAAAGAAAAUAAUGAAGAAAAAACAAUAUCUAUGAAUCAUAUGAGUAAUUUUUUUUUUCGUUCUUUAUUUAAUAUAGAAAAAAAGGUUGAUAUACUUAUAAAUAAGCUGAAUAAUAAUCUAAAUAAUAAUGAGGACGAUAUAAAAUAUUAUAAAUAUAAUUUAUAUUUGUUUUUAAUUCAUUUUUUUACAAAACAAUUUUUAUAUAAUAGUCACGUUAAUAUAAAUCUGGAUUAUUUUAACACCCUCCUCUUCUUUUAUUUAAAUCAGGUAUAUAACUUGUCAAAGCAUCAAGAGGGCUACAUAAAUAUAUUUCUUCAUUUUCUGAAUAAUUUUUUAUAUAAAAACUUUUUCCUAAAAAUAAUAUGA
Messenger RNA from Plasmodium gaboni, 3318 nucleotides. RefSeq names its product putative trimethylguanosine synthase. NCBI's taxonomy places the organism in Eukaryota, Apicomplexa, Aconoidasida, Haemosporida, Plasmodiidae. Bases 1 to 3318 code for a protein of 1105 amino acids. The record is from RefSeq and is a predicted model, not a curated record. The transcript has a single exon. Gene Ontology annotation, cellular component: nucleus. Gene Ontology annotation, biological process: 7-methylguanosine RNA capping; 7-methylguanosine cap hypermethylation. Gene Ontology annotation, molecular function: RNA cap trimethylguanosine synthase activity.